GCGGGGAGGCGGGCCCGUCUGGGAAGCGGCUCCGCUCGGCGGCCCCUUGGCGGGAGGUUUGAAGACCCGGGCACACGCAGAGACUCCGUUCCACUCCGGAGUGGGUCUGGGGGGCUGAGAGCGCAGGGUCGCCCUACCGGGCCACCGGACGCUCCGUGGAGGAGGAGGACGCAGGCCCAGCCCGGGGAAGCGACGCGGCGCUGACUAGCGAGCGCCCCGAAGCGGCGGGCCCCAGUCGCCGGGCCCCCGGGUAGCCUCCGGGCCUCCCGGAGGGAUCAGGGCUUUGCGGCCGUGUGCCGCGAAGCCUGGAGCAAAGGAGAGGGAAGAGAGGAAGCCGGAGCCUCUUCCACAAACGUAGGGUGCUGAGCCGCCGAGCCUCCGGGGGGCUCGGCCUGCGCAUGCGCACCUCUCUGCCUUCCUGCCCGGGCACGCUCGGUCCCACCCGCCUAGUCGGGUCAUGGAGGCCUCGGGAGGCGCUGGGGGUUCCUUCCUGAAAGAUAUUGUGGCCUAUGUUGAAGUAUGGUCUUCCAACGGGACAGAGAAUUACUCAAAGACAUUUACAAAACAGCUUGAGAAUAUGGGGGCAAAGGUUUCAAAAACUUUCAACAAGCAAGUGACCCAUGUCAUCUUCAAAGAUGGAUAUCAAAGCACCUGGGACAAAGCCCAGAAAAUAGGGGCAAAGCUGGUUUCCGUCCUCUGGGUUGAAAAAUGCAGGAUGAUGGGAGCACGUGUUGAUGAAUCUUUGUUCCCUGCAGUGAAUUCUAAUGAACAUUUACCAAGCCCAAUGAGAAAAAAACACAAAUGUAUGCAGCCUAAAGAUUUUAUUCCUAAAACACCAGAAAAUAACAAAAGACUUCAAAAGAAGUUUGACAAAAUGGCUGAGGAGCUACAGAGACAGAAGACAACCCUUGAUGAUGGUGUUCCCGUCCUCCAGUUUGAGUCUCGCUCAUUGGUGUACAGCUCCACAACUCCUGUCAGGAGUCACCAGAGCAUGAUGGAAAAGAGACUAAAAGAGAUGAAGGAAAAAAGGGAACAUCUUUCCCCUACCUCCUCUCAGAUGUUUGAACAGGCUCAACAGAAUCCAAAUACCUCUCUGUGUGAAGCAUCUUUGAACGUUUCUCGUGAAUCUUUAAGUUCAGAUGAAUCCUUCGCCAGUUGUUCACACACAUCUUUUGAUGAUCUCUGUGGAAACCAGGGAAAGAAACGGGGAAAAUCUGCUAAUGAGUUGGCCAGGAAGGCAUGCUUUUCCUCACCUGUGUUGAAAACAAGCAGUUCUUACGAUUCAGCGUUGCCCAAUCACCUCAGUCAGCCAAGUCCUCUGAAAACUACAGACCAUCCUCCAAAGGAGGGCACCAGCUGGCAGAAUGACACUGCAGGUGAAGAAGUCGACCCGGAAAGAAAGCAAGCUGCAGGUGUGUCUCAGGGGGUACCUGAUGAGAAGCUCUGUCUGUCCCCUGCGCUGUUUGCCUUAGGUGGACCCAAGAGUUCCUCAGCAAAGAGAAGAAGGCCAGCGGAUUUGGGUUCACCUCCAAAAGGAUCACUUAAGAAGAGGUACAGUGGGAAGUCUGCCCUGACACCUCAGCUGUUCAAGUCUGACCAUAGCCGGCAGUCCAUGACUGACCCCUUUCUGGGCACUUCUGAUGUUGGGGCUUCCUCUUAUGAGGACUACUUUUCUCCUGAUAAUCUCAAGGAAAGGAAUUCGGAGGCUCUUUCGCCUAAGGCUCAGCCACUACUAAGCCGUUCUCUGUUCCACUCCAGAGGACUCUCAAAGUGGGAGCGAAGAAACAUACUGGAAAUGUGUGACUUUACCCACAUUGGUAAAGAACCCAUACCCAUGAGCACAACUGACUUAAUUUCAGAAAGUGCUUCUAGUCCUGAGAAGCCUGAUGAGAAGGCAGUGAGUACAGUUCCUAGGUGCAUUUUGGUGGGAACGUCUGCUACAGAACGCCCAGAGUGUGGCAGGCAGCCUGGCCUGCAGCUCAGGGAGGCCACAGGGCCACAGGGAAGUACCCAUGCUGACACCCAGAACAGCCCUGCUCAUUGCAUCACACCCUUGAAAGAAGGCAGUAAGGAAGCAGGAGAACCAACUGAUGUAAAAUGUUCACCAAAAGACAGGACCACUCCUCCAACGUCGGCGUCUUCUGAAGGAGAAGCACACACCUUCAAUUUUGGAGAGGAUUGUAAUGUAGAAAAAUCUGUAGAAGAAAAGGAGAACAUAGCCACAGGAUAUAGUCAAAGUGUUAAAAGUGAACCGUUGAGGCCUGAAACUUCAGACAGCUCUUGUUCAGACCUUGUCAGACCUCACAAGAAACCAAAGAAAUGUGGGAAAGGACAAAAGCCAAUGAGAACAUUAGUCAUGACAAGCAUGCCAUCUGAGAAGCAAACUCUCAUCAUCCAGGUAGUGAACACACUGAAAGGCUUCUCGUUUACACCUGAGGUCUGCGAGUCCACCACCCAUGUGCUGGUGGGGAAGUCUGUCCGCACCCUGAACGUGCUGAUGGGGAUUGCCCGAGGAUGCUGGAUUCUCUCUUACGAAUGGGUGCUGUGGUCUUUAGAAUUGGGUCACUGGAUUUCUGAGGAGCCCUUUGAACUCUCUCAGUCCUUCCCUGCAGCUCCGACCUGCUGGACCUCAGCUGAAAGCCAUACAUACACCUUGCACUUGAAGACAUCAAGACAGGUCUGCAGACUUGAGCGCCAGUUGUCUACCCAGCGAUACCAAGGAGCCCUCUUUGCCAAUCAGCCGAAGAUGUUCAUUGCACCAGCCAGCAGCCCCCCAAGAGCCAAGCUGUGCGAACUGGUGCUCCUGUGUGGUGGCCAAGUCAGCCCAACCCCUCAGCUGGCCAGCCUCAUCAUUGGUCCCUACCAUGGCAAGAAGGAAGCAAGGAUCCAGUACCUGUCGGAGAAAUGGGUCUUAGAUUCCAUCACCCAACACAAAGUCUGUGACUUUACCGACUACCAGUGGCUACAGUGAGAAGGACACCUAUGACAGCUGUUCUCAACACUCAAGGAAAACAACCGUGGAGAGAAGGAGCCAGCACACAGCUUAAGGCCUGAUGUCACAUAUUACCUUGUGUGCUGCGGUUUUCCUCUUCAGUAUUGGGGAGCGGGUGUUGCUGGAGAUUAAAUCCAGGGCUUGCUAAGCAAGGACUCUACCAUUAAGCUACGUCUCCAGCUUUGAUCUUCAAAACUCUUUUAUGUAACUCAUUCGUGACUCAUGUUGUAUUUCAGAGAAGCCUUUGUGGGCACCAGUUGGGUUCCUUACACAAUACUAAUAAUGACCAUGAUGAAGAGGUCACAGAACCUUUGUCUUCAAGAUACUUUACUCCCAAUAGUAGAAUGGAAAUUGAUUUAAAUUCUUUAGUCCUAAAUAAUCAAAUAACCCUAACUUUCUUGUCUUGGACUCUGAGGUCUUUAUGUGUGUGCUGUGUCUAGAUAGGAAGGACGACCAGGAAUCACUAAGAUUAUACUUCUGUUUCUGAGAUGCCUCUCAGAGCAGUUGAGAACGAUGGGCUUGAAAGUUUUGUGCCGUCACUGUGACUACCUUCGGAAUGGUUACCUCAAGUUUCCCUGAGGAAAGUCAGCUGCUGGGACUGAAUUAUGUCAGGGGUAUCAAGCCCAUGGCCCGGGUGUCAUGUUUGUCCAAAGAUAACUAUGAAUGUGACUAAUACAGAAUUAUAAACUCACUUAAAAGUAUUAUAAGAUUGUCCGCAUGUGUGUGAAUGUAAGUGUGUGUGUGUUGAGGGGUAAUUCAAUUGCACAGUUCUUCUGAGUGAACUUCGUAGAUGACCACAAUGCAUUACAGCGUGAAGCUCGGAUACACUGUCUGGUUGAUCCCUCCUCUUUGUGCUGCACAGGGUCUUGCUAAACAGCCCAGACUGGCUUGGAGCUCGCAGACCUCCUCUCCAUGUCCCGCAUCACAUGACACCACAUUCUCAUGCUGCUCAGGCACCUAACAGAGACACUGCAUCUCGGUGAGCUUGAAGGUGUCACUCAGCCCAGUGCGGUUUUCAGUUUGGGGAUUGAUUGCUCAUGUCAGCUGCUAUUUCCCACUCAGUAAGUCUCAACUCCACUUCCAAAUUUUGUCAUUUCAGUGAUAAGCAACUGAAUCAUACAAUAUGUGACUUUGUGGCAUUGGUCUUUCUUUUCACCAUGUAAUUAAUGCUCUGAUGAUUCAUUCAUGUCUUGCAUGUCAGCAGACAAUUCCUCUUUGUUGCCAAACAGUAUUCUGUGGCAUGGCUGUUAACCGCUUUGUUAUCCAUCCCCUGAAUAAAGUCAAGGAAUGAAGCCCAGUGGGAACGGCCCUCUGAAAUCUAAAGCAAUUUGCGGUGUCAUGUGUACUGGGUGAUCCAGCAGUUCAAGCGCCUUGGAAGAAGUAGAUCAAAUGAAAAUGAGAAAUACCCCAUUUAUCAUUGUCUCCCUCUUCUAUAAUCUGAAUAAUUCUGUUUUUCAUCACAAAUCCAUAGCUUGAAGUCACCACUCCCAGAUAGUGUUAAGAGGUUUUAGAGAAGUGACCAGGUCAUGAAACUCUUAAAAAAAGACACUUAGGGCAAGCUCUUUGCUUCCCCCGCCACACGAGGAUACACCAAGAAGACACUAGGAUUCCCAAAAAUGACUUGUUCAAAUAUUCCCUAAGUUAUUCGUGCACUGUGAACUUUGGACUCUCCCAGUUCUGUUGGUCAUUGGGAAAGUGCAAGCCUAUAUCACAUCCAGGCCCUGAGAGGGACAAAGCAUCGUCCUGAGAAGCAAAGGAAGACAAGGAUGUUCACUGCAAAGAGUUAGGGUGGAAGUCAAAGCAAGACAAAAGGAAAGCAUGUAUAAAUCUGUCAGUAGCCAGAUUUCACAGGUGUACAAUUCUAUAUGGUUGUGUUCCCUUGUAGGCUUCCAGCUGAAGGUCAGCAUCAAGAGCAAGUUGCUGUCCCCUCCCUGUUUGCAUGUGUAAAACCAUUAACCUGUUUGUACACAAGUGGUAACCCCUUAUGUGACCUAAUGCAGACUUGGCUGAUUAAAUCCUUGAUCAAUUGC
This is a messenger RNA of Myodes glareolus (Bank vole), 5022 nucleotides long. NCBI's taxonomy places the organism in Eukaryota, Metazoa, Chordata, Mammalia, Rodentia, Cricetidae. The record is from RefSeq and is a predicted model, not a curated record.